Nerophis lumbriciformis (worm pipefish) is the source of this 987-nucleotide messenger RNA. The record is from RefSeq and is a predicted model, not a curated record. NCBI's taxonomy places the organism in Eukaryota, Metazoa, Chordata, Actinopteri, Syngnathiformes, Syngnathidae.
AUGCAGCUUGAAAUUCAAGUAGCACUCAACUUUAUUAUUUCCUAUUUAUACAACAAACUUCCUCGGCGACGUGUGAAUAUCUUUGGCGAGGAGCUGGAGAGCCUGCUGAGGAAAAAAUAUGAAGGCCACUGGUAUCCGGAUAAACCGUACAAAGGUUCGGGGUUCCGCUGCAUCCACGUAGGGGAGAAGGUGGACCCAGUUGUAGAGCGUGCGGCUAAAGAGAGCGGGCUUGCCAUCGAAGAUGUCCGCAAUAACCUCCCUCAGGACCUCAGCGUGUGGAUCGACCCGUUCGAGGUCUCCUACCAGAUCGGCGAGAAGGGAGCGGUCAAGGUGUUGUACGUCGACGACAACGGCGAGAAUGGCUCUGAGCUGGACAAGGAAAUCAAGAACAGCUUUAAUCCCGAGGCCCAGGUUUUCAUGCCCAUCGCCGAGCCCGCGGGGGCGUCCUCGGAGUCCAGUUCCCCUUCGCCACCUUUCGGCCAGUCGGCCUCAGUCAGCCCCUCCUUCGUGCCGCGCUCGGCCCAGCCGUUGACGUUCACCACGGCCACCUUCGCCGCCACCAAGUUCGGGUCCACCAAGAUGAAGAGCGGCGGCCGCGGCAACAACAAUAACAACGGCGGAGCUAACAACAAAGCGGCUCGGUCGUCGCCGAUUGGCAACCUGGGACUGAACGUCAACACCUUACUGAAGCAGAAAGCCAUCUCCACCUCCAUGCACUCGCUGUACGGGCUGGGCCUGAGUCAGCAGCAACAGAAAGCCUCCGCUCUGUCCCCCAACGCCAAGGAAUUCGUUUUCCCGAAUCUCCAGGGUCAGGCCAGCCCCGCCGAGGGUUCCCUGGGACUCGGACCCCUGCCGUAUAACAAUGCCUUCGAUGUGUUCGCAGCCUACGGAAGCCUCAAUGACAAGUCCCUCGUGGACGGCCUCAAUUUCAGUCUGAGCACCAUGCAGUAUUCUAACCAGCAAUUCCAGCCCGUCAUGGCUAACUAA